AUGGGUCUCGUUUUGCAACUAUUGUUUCUCGUUGGGACAGCUUCUCUCCUACAAGCAGGAUGUCCCCUUGUUCCGGCCAUCACCGACUUCGAUCCAGACAGGUUUGAAGGUGACUGGUACCACGUGGAGUGGCUGGACACGGGGCUGUUUUCACAGGUGGUUAAUAAAUCAUCACGAUGUAGAACCGUCUCCUAUAGACAUGAGGGAAACGGGAGCUUCACAGCAACUGUCAACUGGAAAGCCACUAGGAGAGGGGUAUAUGUUUUACCAAGAACGGUCACCGGCAGUCUAACACGGGUUGACCCUAAUUUUCCCAACUACUUCGACACCAAUUCACUUCGCUGGUUACCGACGUCGGCACCACCAGGACGCAUGUAUGUCUUGGACACCGACUAUACUAGAUAUGCCAUCCUCUACACAUGUACGGACUUCGGGUUUGGAAUUACCGAAAUGGGUUGGAUAAUCCACAGGAAUAUAAGAGGUUUUACAGUUCGUAAGAGAACAAGGGUGCUUACUGAAUUAAAAGAUAACCUCGGGAUAAGAUUCAUUAACACUGCAAUGUUUAUGGAUACCAAGACGGAUGACUGUUUCGGAACCGUUGGAAACUUCACAUCUUCUGCACCUUGA
This is a messenger RNA of Ylistrum balloti, 627 nucleotides long. RefSeq names its product apolipoprotein D-like. Lineage: Eukaryota; Metazoa; Mollusca; Bivalvia; Pectinida; Pectinidae. The record is from RefSeq and is a predicted model, not a curated record. The coding region runs from base 1 to 627 and encodes 208 amino acids. The transcript is spliced from 5 exons.